ACAAGUCUGUCACUCGUAAUUUUAAACAAAUUUCAAUAUUAAAAAAAAUAAACAAACAAUACAUUACAUAAAUAUAAUUUUAAUAGUAUUAAUUAUGUUAAGAAACAAAUUAAAGGUACACAACUAAUAUAUUCUUAGGUCAGUAAAGAAAACUUGUCGAGAUGGCUGAUGAUGACGCACCUUCAGAUAGCAGUCUCUUGGUAAUUGUAGUCGACACAAAUCCGAACCAGCGCUACAUUACAGAGGAUCCCAAACUGUUGACAGGAUGCCUUGAUGCUAUGAUUGCAUUUGCAAACUCACAUCUAAUGCAAAAAUCUAGUAACUUAUUAGCAGUUAUUGGAUGUCACUUUCAUAAAAGUGAAUUCUUGUAUCCGUCUCCAGGCAAACCACUGGAUGUAAGACAAAUAGAUGGCCAGUAUGAACUAUUUACUUUAGUGGAAAAAACAAUAAAAAUGAGAUUAGUAAAUUUAAUAAAAAGUCAACCACAAGAUGACAAGCCUGGGGAGUCCUUACUUGCAGGGGCUUUAGCUAUGGGUCUUUGUUUUAUAUCAAGAAUGCGCCGGGAAGCAGCGCCAGGCAUACGAAUGAGCAGCCGAAUCCUCAUAGUGACCGGCAGCUCUGACACCGCAGCACAAUACAUCAACUAUAUGAAUGUGUUCUUCACUGCACAGAAGCAGCAAGUACUGAUAGACGUAUGCUCGCUGGACAAACAUCUUAGUCUACUGCAGCAAGGCUGCGACAUAACAGGUGGUCUUUACCUGAAAGUACCGUCUCUGGAAGGCCUUUUGCAAUACUUAUUGUGGGUGUUCCUCCCGGACGCAUCAGAACGCGGACAACUAGUGCUGCCGGGGCGCGGCCGCGUGGACUAUCGCGCCGCCUGCUUCUGUCACCGCGAACUGCUCACCAUCGGUUACGUGUGUUCCGUCUGUCUCAGCGUAUUCUGCAAGUUCAGUCCAAUAUGCACAACUUGCCACACGGUGUUCAAAACUGGUGGCCCACUUCCAAUCAAACCGAAAAAGAAGAAAAUGAAGGUGUAAAUAUAUGAGACUGGUGUGUACAUAAAAUAUUAUUAUUAUAAGUUUUAAAUAAU
Molecule: messenger RNA, 1090 nt
Organism: Galleria mellonella (greater wax moth)
Lineage: Eukaryota; Metazoa; Arthropoda; Insecta; Lepidoptera; Pyralidae
Gene: Tfb4
Product: general transcription factor IIH subunit 3
Exons: 9
Coding region: 162-1037 (291 amino acids)
Biological process (GO): nucleotide-excision repair; regulation of DNA-templated transcription
Cellular component (GO): transcription factor TFIIH holo complex; transcription factor TFIIH core complex
Source: RefSeq, a predicted model, not a curated record